GGGCGCCGCCGCCUCCUCCUCCAUGGCUGUUUACCCGGCUGCAUUGUGGGAGUUUGACCUCCGCCGCCGCCAACCGCCGCCUCAGCUUGCGCCGCCGCCGCCGCCGCGCACGCCAUGGGAGCCGUGACUGACGAUGCUGAACUUAGAUGGCAUCACCAACUCAAUGAACAUGAAUUGGAGCGAGCUCUGGGAGAUUGAAGAACAGGGAAGCCUGGCGUGCUGCUGCCACCGGGUUGCAAAGAGCUGGACACGACUUAGUGACUGAACGGCACCAACUGAACUAUAAAUGUUAUCCCUAGAAGCAUCAUCUCUGCAUGGACAAGUGGAGGUCCUGGGAAACGAAGUCAUACGGAAGCGUCUCCUAAUCGAUGGAGAUGGUGCUGGAGAUGAUCGGAGAAUUAAUCUGCUGGUGAAAAGUUUCAUUAAAUGGUGCAACUCAGGAUCUCAGGAAGAGGGAUACAGCCAGUACCAACGUAUGCUGAGCACACUGUCCCAAUGUGAAUUUUCAAUGGGCAAAACUUUGCUGGUAUAUGAUAUGAAUCUCAGAGAAAUGGAAAAUUAUGAAAAAAUUUACAAAGAGAUAGAAUGUAGCAUUGCUGGAGCCCAUGAAAAAAUUGCAGAGUGCAAGAAGCAAAUUCUUCAAGCAAAACGAAUACGAAAAAACCGGCAAGAAUAUGAUGCACUGGCAAAAGUGAUCCAGCAUCAUCCAGACAGGCAUGAGACAUUAAAAGAACUAGAGGCUCUGGGAAAAGAAUUAGAACAUCUUUCACAUAUUAAAGAAAGUGUUGAAGAUAAGCUGGAAUUGAGAAGGAAACAGUUUCAUGUUCUUCUUAGUACCAUCCAUGAACUUCAGCAAACACUGGAAAAUGAUGAAAAGCUCUCAGAGGUAGAAGAAGCUCAAGAAGCAAGCAUGGAGACUGAUCCUAAACCAUAGCCCAAGGAAUCACUCUCCAUUCCCAAGAAUGUUGAAGUAGCAGCGUGAUCUCAGUGUGUUUAGAAUCUGUUGUGCUCUCGAGAUAUGUAAAGUUUUGGCAGUGAACUAUUUUGCUUUUAAAUGUUAAUGCAGAGUUCAUUCAUAUUUCUUCACACAAAGGAAGAUGACUUCAUUAUAUAUUUGUUUUUACUGAAAUGUCUUUUUUGUAUUUAAAAGGUGGGAAGCAACAUCCAAAAUAAAUGUUGAAUAAAAUGUUUUCAAGCCAAAUAUGUUUGUGCUCAUUGGCAUUCUAGAUAGUUUUUAAUUGGUAACAUUGAUUUGCUCACAAAAUAAAUGGAAGAUAGUGAGAAGGUGGCACUUCUGGGAUGUACAUGAGAAAAUGAGUCAGUUUCUGGAAAUUGUUACCACUUUUGAAAAUGGAGACCAUGAACAGGCUCUCAGGAGAGCUGUGAACUUGUGAAAUUACGUACAGAAUGUUUGUGGUGUAUGCUUACUGUGGGAGAGGUUCUAUGAUAAGAAUCACUGGGCUAAGAAGUAAUUAUAAGAUGCAAAGACAAUCAAUAUGUAUUACUUUCUAGAUCUCUGUCCUUAAUACUUGAGAUAUAUGGUUGGUAAAUGUUUUGGUAAAACAUUUUCUCUCCAUUGUUUUCUUCUGUAGGAGUCAUUUUCAAGAGUCUUGCAAGAAAGGAUUUCAUGAUCUUUUUAUAAAUUUAAACUAAGUCUGAAUCACAUGUACUUUUCUUAAGGAUUGAAUUAUAUGUCUAAUACUUGCUAGGUUCCAUCCUUAUCCAUUCAUUUUAGUUCAGAAACAUGACACUUUGCAUGAAUCAUACCUUAAUAAUGUUACAUUUUUGUAAUUUUAAUAAGAACUCUUCUCUUUAAAAACAAAGGUUUAAAGUUAGCUUAAUAGUAGUCACAGUGAAAGUGUCAAAAUACCUUUAAGUGCUUCCUCUAAUUUCAUCUGGCAAAUCAUGGAAGAAAUUUCUUUGUAGAAUUGGUAUGC
Dama dama (fallow deer) is the source of this 1937-nucleotide messenger RNA. RefSeq names its product THO complex subunit 7 (gene THOC7). The coding region runs from base 287 to 934 and encodes 215 amino acids. The transcript has 9 exons. Gene Ontology annotation, biological process: mRNA export from nucleus; mRNA processing. The record is from RefSeq and is a predicted model, not a curated record. NCBI's taxonomy places the organism in Eukaryota, Metazoa, Chordata, Mammalia, Artiodactyla, Cervidae. Gene Ontology annotation, cellular component: THO complex part of transcription export complex.